Molecule: messenger RNA, 3046 nt
Organism: Heterocephalus glaber (naked mole-rat)
Lineage: Eukaryota; Metazoa; Chordata; Mammalia; Rodentia; Bathyergidae
Gene: Il4r
Product: interleukin 4 receptor
Biological process (GO): cytokine-mediated signaling pathway; production of molecular mediator involved in inflammatory response
Cellular component (GO): membrane; external side of plasma membrane
Molecular function (GO): protein binding; cytokine receptor activity
Source: RefSeq, a predicted model, not a curated record
AAGCUGUAUUCGGGGCGGUGCUGCAGGGCGCGGAGGAACAGUGCCCGGCGCCCGCGCUGAGCCGCCCGCGUCCGUCUCUGCCCUCCCGGGCCUCGGAGAUGCGGCUCCUCCCGCAGCGGCCUUUUAGGAGCCUGGGCGCUUGAUGAGAAGUUAGUCCCACCCCGAAGUCCCGGGGGAGACUGAGGCCCGGUGGAUUCUGGUCGGGGUGUGCUACACCGCAGAGGGAUUCCAGGGACUCAGCCACGUUACAGGCGCCAGCGUCUCCCCAUGGGGUGGCUCUGCUCUGGCCUGCCAUUCCCUGUGACCUGCCUGGCGCUGCUGUGGGCGGCCGGCUGUGGGAGCCUGAAGGUCCUGCAGAAGCCCACCUGCUUCUCAGACUACCUCACCCUCUCCACCUGCGAAUGGCGGCUGGACCAGGCCCUGGACUGCAGCGCAGCGCUCCACCUAUCCUACCAGCUCCUGUCCAACCCAGACCCCUAUGAAGAAAGCCACGUCUGUGUCCCCGAGAACAGUGCCGCCACGGCAUGUGUGUGUGACAUGGGCCUGAGAAACCUGGUCGUCAUGGACACCUACCAGCUGGACCUGUGGGCCGGGAAGAAGCUGCUGUGGAGCUACAACUUCACGCCCAGCCUGCACGUGAAGCCCAGAGCCCCGGUGAACCUCACGUUCAGCACCAACGUCUCCAGCGGGUGGCUGCUGUCGUGGAGCAACCUGUACCCGCCCUGGAACUACCUGCACAACAAGCUCACCUACCAGGUCAACGUUUCCAGCAAGAGCGAGCCGGAGCGCGUCAAAGUUUACAAUGUGACCUACAAGGAGACCACCUUCCACCUCGAAGCCCGAGACCUGACGUCUGGGAUCUCCUACACGGCGCGCGUGCGGGCCCUGGCGCAGCUGGGGGGCAGCAUCUGGAGCGAGUGGAGCCCCGGGGCCACGUGGGAGAACUACUACGAGCAGCCCCUGGAGCAGCGGCUCAAGCUGGGCGUGGUCAUCGCCUGCUUCCUGGUGGUGCUCAUCUGCCUGUCCUGCUACUGCAGCGUCACCAGGAUUAAGAGAGAGUGGUGGGACCAGAUCCCCAACCCAGCCUGCAGCCCCGUGGUGGCCAUUGUCCUUCAGGACCCCCAGGUGUCACCAUGGGAGAAGUGGCCGCGGGGCCAACAGCCCGGGAAACGCCCACACUGGAAGACAUGUCUGACCAAGCUCCUCCCCUGUUUGCUGGAGCAUGGCAUGAAAAAGGAUAAAGACCUCCUGAAGGUGGCCAGAAACAGGCCUUUGCAUGGCCCCAGGAAGUCAACAUGGUGCCCUAUGGAGAUCAGCAAGACAGUCCUCCUGCCAGAGACCAUCAGUGUGGUGCGGUGUGUUGAGCUGUUUGAGGCCCCGGGAAAGGCUGAGGAAGAGGAGGAGGAGGAGGAGGAGGGAGAGGGUACAAAGUACUUCUGCACGUCAGAGGAGAGCAGCGAGGGCGAGGGCAGUUUUGGAGAGGGCAGGGAGGGCAUCGCAGCACGGCUUACCGAGCGCCUGCUCCUGGGCCUGCUGGGCGCCGAGGAGGGGGCCGCCCGCGCCCCGACGCCCCCUGUGCCCAGUGCGGCCCGGGCCCCCGCCUGCACCGCGGAGGCGCUGCUGGUGGAAGACAACCCCGCCUACCGCAGCGUGGGCCCCCUCCUGGGCUGGGCCCAGAGCCCCGGAGAGCCAGCCCCGGAUGCCCCGCGGGCCGCGAGCCUGGGGGAAGGGGACCCCGAGGGCCCUGGUGGCGCCCCGCCCACAGAGCCGCCCAGCUGGGAGCAGCUCCUGCGCCUGCGUGUCCUUCAGCACGGGGCCGCCCCUGCUGGCCCCUGCGCCGGCUACCGGGCGUUCGCGCAGGCGGCCGAGCCUGAGGCUGGAUACACGGCCUCCCCCGGCCCACACCCCGACGGGGCCGCCUGCUCGGGGCUGACAGGGGCCGGGGCCAGCAGCGGGGCAGGGGGCUACAGACCCUUCCAGGACCUCGCGGCCGGGCCCCUCUUCCCCCUUGGCCUGGACGUGGAGCCGCCUCGCAGCCCCGCAGCUGGCCUGGGCCCGGGGGUCACGGAGGACGAGCAGAAGCCCCCGCGGCCCCCACAGCAGGCCGCAGAGCCCGUCGGGGACGACCUGGGCAGCGGCGGCGUCUACUCUGCCCUCACCUGCCACCUGUGUGGCCACCUGAAGCAGUGCCACGGCCAGGAGGAGCCCGGCCAGGCCCAAGUCGCGCCCGGGCCCGGCUGCGGCUGCUGCUGUGGGGACAGGGCCUUGCCCCCAGGGCCGCCCCCUGCCCAGCGCAGCCCCGCGGGCCCCUCCGUCUCCAAGGAGGCCAAGACUGCUGCCCCCAGCGGCGCUCACAGCUCCAGCCAGGCCUGGAAAGGGCCGGGCCUGGGACCCCCGGGGCGCCCGAGCGCGAGGGUUUCCUAGGGACAGGCUUCUCAAGCUGCCGCUCGGCCAGGGGCCCGGGGCUGCCCGGGCCAGCAAGCACCCCCCUCAGGAGGCAGCGUGCGGGCUUCCCGCAGCCCGAGAGGUGAGGACCCGGCCGCAGACGCCCGCCUGCAGGGGCCGAGGGGUGCAGGCAGCUGUGUCCACGGCAGGGCACAGGGACCGCGAGUGGGGAACAGCCCGUCUGACAGCUCUGCCUGCCUCCCAGCACCUGCAGCAGACGCCCUGGCCCGGUCUGUCCACACACCGGUCCUUGCUGGCCUGGGCCUCAGUGUCCCCAUCUUGCCCAAUGGAAGAUGGAGCCCGGAAACUAGCGGCCAGCCGAGGGGGACUCGGGAGGCCUCGGCAGUGGGCAGAGUGGGGUCCCAGAGGCGCCCUCUUUCUCUGCACAGUGAUCUUCAGGCGAUGCUGGAGGCUGUUGGGCUGGGGCUCCCUCCCGGCCACUGAGCACACAGACUCCGCCUCGGGGCUGCUCUCGAUGGGCGCCGCUCCCAGGAUGGUGUCCCCACCUGCCUGUGUUCCCUGGGGAGGGUGGAACAGGACCGGUUUAGAGUUUUAUAUAAUCUCGUUACUUUUUGUUUAUUAAACAAACUUGCUGCCAGGC